Molecule: messenger RNA, 1211 nt
Organism: Dermacentor albipictus
Lineage: Eukaryota; Metazoa; Arthropoda; Arachnida; Ixodida; Ixodidae
Source: RefSeq, a predicted model, not a curated record
CGGGCGCACCGGCGCAGCCAACGUAACCGGCGGCUUCCAACGCGCCCCGACGGGCCCGGCGCCGAUUUGGCUCCGGAGCCAUUCGCGCGUCGAAGUCGGCGGAACUCUCGCACCACAAUGCAUUGCGCGCGAAGAAAAAGGCGCCAACACAACUCCGCAGACGGCUUUUGCGGACGGCGCGCGACUUGGCGAACCUUCUGCGCAUGCUCCAAAGAUAGCAGCCUACGACGCGCGCGUUGAAGUAUAGAGAGGAUGGCAUCUCGGUUGGCGCAGCGCAACCAACGUAGCGUGACUGACUGUGAACGACGCUCGCCCGCGCGCCGAUAACGUCGGACUAUAAACGGGCCUUUAGUGACUGGCCGGCUCGUUCCUCGUCUACGAACAUGGUUGGGCGCAGCGAUGUGCUUCUUUUCGAAAGCGGUGGUUGUAUAAGCACAACUGACGUGGCGAUUCCCUAGGUGCGCUGGGACACUGUGAAGGCGAAUGGUUCUGCUGAAGUUGGUCGCCAGUAUUGCCACCAGUUGUGAGCUUCUCCAGUGCACUGGCAAGACGUUUGGCAGCUUCCUCCAGGCGCGAGAGUCGGUCUCCUUGAGGCACCCGCUACGGAGAUAAGUAGGUGUGCCGUCGACGAGCAGUCUCACAUGCGCCCAGUCCUGACGACAUGACUUCUUGCAAGCUUUUCAAGCUUUUUGUCAGCGUCAUUGCGGCUACCACAACAGUGCCAAUGACUAUUCUUACUGAUGCACAGGACUGCCAGCAGAGCCCACAGGACUGCAGCGCCACGCAGGUGCUGUCUGAUUUCAGCUUGUUCAACAAGUACGUCACAUCUGAUCCUAAUCCCUCCAAGUUCUGCGAGAGAUACGACCAGACACCACUUUCAGAUGAUGGAAACACUGCGCAGUAUGACCUAGUGUACAGGGAUGCCGAUGGAAGCGGCGACCCCAUCAGCGACACCUCCACCUUCGAAGUAGCGAACAACACUGUCUUUUACGUCACUUACGGAAGCGAUUCCAGCACUGUCUACCAACUCACUCUUGAUUAUGUGAACGGAGACCAAUGCUUCGUUGCACACUGCAACUGCACUGAAACCCGACCUGGUCGACCAGCGCGAGCUCGUCGCCCGGGCCCGGAGGGCGAUCCAAGCCAGAGGGCUCCUGGAAUAAGAGACCCUCCCACCUUACUGAGAAGUCACUGCUUCGAAUAAAGGUUUC